Messenger RNA from Portunus trituberculatus (swimming crab), 5938 nucleotides. RefSeq lists its product as uncharacterized. The record is from RefSeq and is a predicted model, not a curated record. The transcript is spliced from 6 exons. Lineage: Eukaryota; Metazoa; Arthropoda; Malacostraca; Decapoda; Portunidae. Gene Ontology annotation, cellular component: membrane. Gene Ontology annotation, molecular function: G protein-coupled receptor activity; protein binding. The coding region runs from base 37 to 4989 and encodes 1650 amino acids. Gene Ontology annotation, biological process: G protein-coupled receptor signaling pathway; cell surface receptor signaling pathway.
GUUUGUGCCUUGAGUGAAGUUCAGAUAAUACAUCCUAUGAUACGCAUCAAAAGGUUACAUUACACCAAGCCAGUGUACUUCUCGAGCAGACCCAAAGAAGCGAGAGCGCCAGCCCGCGAGUCUGCACUUGGCUGUCCUGCUGGUUGUCCGUUACCUGUUGGAAGGUGCUACUACCAGAGCCAGAGAGACAAGGGUUACCAUCGUCCACCACCCCAACACAGCAGGGCGUGGGUACCUGUGUGUGACAUGGAGGCCACAACCUGCACCUCUCUUUUCUUCCUCAUUGUAGUGAUUUCAUCAACCACCGCCACCAAUACCACCAAUAAACAAAAAUGCAGUUCCUUUGGUAUGUUCCAGUGUGAGGAAGGUUCGUGUGUUCAACAGACUGCUAAAUGUGACGGGAUUCUUCACUGUCCAGAUUCCUCUGAUGAGAAUAACUGUCCGCCCGGCUGCACUUCUGAAGAGUUCCGGUGUGGAGAUGGUUUCUGUGUUCCACACGUUGCCAAGUGCAAUGGUUAUGUUGACUGCCAAGAUUCUUCAGAUGAGACAGACUGUCUAGCAGACAGUGAUAUUGAGCUGCAGGUGACAGUGGAUGGUCAAGAAGCAGACACAGUAGAGAAGGAUGGCUGGGUGACGGUAACAGAGAAAGCAAUGAGACAACUCUCCCUUACCUGCAAUGCACACCUCUUUCCUUCAGGAGCCACGGACUCAUUGCAUUCUUACGUGUUCUGGAGAAAGGAUGACAAAGACCUCCCUGAACACAACUGCACCAUUGUACCUGCAAACAUCUACUCACCAUUCCAAGCUCAAGGAACCUACUCGUGUGAGGUGAGGCAACCCAACUCCAAAGUCCACUAUGUCAGCAAUAAAGUGCUGCUAACAUUGGAAGGACAGGAGGUACUUCUACUGCACCUUCACACACCACCAUACACACCAAUCAACUCCAGUGCCUUGAUGAGUAAGGUGCAUGAAGCAUUCUCAAGCUUGCUGCAAGAUGUCAAUUACACCAUUAAUGCAGUUUCCAUCAAUAAACAGAAUUUUACAUCUAACACUUUUGUGAACUCUCUGGUUCAAAUUCAGCUUUCUUCCACCACCACUGCCUUUGAAAAGCUGUUAGAGAUAUUGCACAGUGAGAGCAGCAUCAAGGAAUUGUUGAAAAGUGCAGGAUUCUUGUCUUCCUCAAUGGUAUUCCUCGCCACACGGUGCAGGAAGCGAACAAACAUCUUACCCUACAGAAAUUCUGUCACAUGGCCAUUCUCAGAGGUGGGCGAGGUGCAGCCGCUCCACUAUCGGUGUGAGGAUGCACAUGGCAACUUGGUAGUGGGCCAUUGUCGUUGGAACUACACACAUGGGGCCGCUAUUCACUUUGACAGCCAUAAAUGCAAACGUUUUGAUUUCUGUCCGUCAGACUACACGGGACUUGCUGGCACCUUCUGUGUGUCACGCACAUCUGCCACCACGUGGGAUGAGGGCUUCCGUGCAGCAUACACAAGCAAGCACACCAUAAGCCUUCUGGACACUAACCACACCAUAUUAGAUAAGAAAGGUCAGGAUGAUCAGCUGUCCCUUUACCAGCAAGUUCAGCAAUGGCUGGAGGAUGAUGGAGGAAGCAGCUUGCUGUGGCUUCCUGCUAAGAGACUCACACCUUUUGCCCCCUUAGUAAUUCUGAGUCCUAACUUUAUAUCUGGGUACAAGAAUUUCUCAAACUCCAGUGAAUGGCUGAGUGUGUACAAUGUAUCCUGGGCAGCAGGACAGCCAUCUGCAGAGCACGACUGUCUUGCAUUAGACACAAAGAACUCCACUUUGCUGACUCUCCCCUGUGAUAAUGCACUGCCCUUCCUUACUAUCCUUUAUAUGCAUAAAUUGUUCCAGGUUCCAAACUGGACAUAUGAUAAUACCAUACCAGGCCUAAUCACCCGCGACAAUCUGAUGUGUCCAGGCUGGUCAAGUGAGUACCCAGGUGGCCAGGAAGUCUGCUUUAUGGCGUGCAACAAUGAAGAUGGUCUGCGAUGGGAUGAAGCAGUGGAGCUGUGCAAGGAGAAGGAUGCUCAACUCCCAGAUCCCAGCAAUGGCUUCAUGGAUUGGGCCCUCAGGCAGUACAUGUUUACCUUCAAUGAAUCAAUUUGGAUCACAUUCCCAAAUCCUGAAUCAAACAAGACAGAGCAAAGAAGAGGCACCUUCAUUAAUUGGAAAGCUGAAACUAACCACUCACUGCCCUAUCCUGCACUCACAUCCUCGGGCUGGAUGCGACACAGCGGCAAGGUCACCAAGACACAUGUUGUGUGUCAGAAGAACAUAUUGAUGCCAGAAAGGAACAUAAAAGUCUUUAAGGAGUCAGGUAGUGUCCAUGUGGCAGUAGAGCCACAAAUUGAAACCUUACCAUCGCCACAGUGCUAUGUCAAUGGCCACUGGAAAACUGUAAAUGAAUCCUCUGGGAGUGCUGAGGAGACAGGUUCAGGAACAGGUACCAUGCUAUACUCUGACAUGGAAAAUGACUAUGAUGACUAUGGCAGCGGGGACGAAGAACCAGAUCCUCUUACCUCUUCAGGAAAUAGAGUGGACAGCAACACUCAAGGUUAUUACAAGUGCUUGGUAUGGAGUAACUCCCCCCCCUACCUCCUCUUGUCCGACACACUGCUCUACAGACGCGAGGACACUUUCUCCUUCACCAUUGUUCUCCGCCGCCAAAGUCAAUACAUCCCUGAAUUACAUGAUGCUACCAUGAAUUCUAAAGCAUUCUCUCCAAAAGAGCCCUGCAUGAACAACUUCCUAAAACAAGUUCAGCUGGAUGUGAGACGUGCAUAUGGUGAUAUCAUUCUUGUCACCACAGAGAACUUUUACCUCUCCCCUGAGGUGAAAACAAAUUAUCUUCUCCUUCAUUUUCAUGUCCAGUUUGAAUUUUCUGGUGGAAUUUUAAAAUCAGAGAACCCAAUCUACGAGAUGAUCACCGCUGCACUCAGUGAGCUUUCUGAAGAGAAUGAAGGGAACUGCCACGCUGUGAGUGCCAGAAGUACUGUUGGCUGUUAUGAGGAAACACGGGAACUCUUGACAUGGCCGAGAACUAUGGGAGCAAGGGUGGUGCUCCCCACCGAGCUGUGUGUUACAGAGGAAGGCAACCCUGUCACUUGUGAGUGUCUGGGAGAUUUUAUCAGUGGUUAUUACUGGGGAAACAAGUCUGGGGAAUGCACUGACCAUUUGUCCAAUGAGACACAACAGUUGUGGUCCAUCUACCAAAAUGCCUCUUCCUCUGAUUCUGCCUUAGUGGCCAAGCUGACAGACCGUGGACACGACCUCACUACUGCCGAUGUGUAUUUCACAGCCAAGGCAAUACAAUCUAUCUCCAAUGAAUCCUCAGUGGCAUCAAAAACUCUGGAACACAUUGUGGAAACACUCAACAAUGUGAUGGAGGCAGAGGGCACGGUGAUCCAGCAGAUGCAGGAUGUCUUCAACACAUCCAGUAUUCUACUGCAGGCACUUGAAACAAUCAGCUUCAAAGCAAAAAGCGAUGAACAAGAGGUUCUGUGUAAGACGAAACUAGUGUCCCUAAUGAGGGUGAGUCUGAACCCCACCUCAUCCAUCAUUGGAUAUCACUCAUGGAGAUCAAGUGAAGAGGACGAGGAAGAGGAGGAUGAGAAUGUAAUUAAUAAAGAAAGUCCAGAUGAUUGGCAGCGAAGUCAAGUAUCUCUUAUUCUGCCAGACAACUUAACACAGCAAGUGGCUGAGGAGAGUACAUCAUGUGGUUCCAGGGUGCAAAUAUUGUUUGCUGUCUAUCGCAACUCAAAACUGUUUGACGACAACAGUUCCUUCCCUAACCACACUGUGGACGGCCACGUCAUUCAGGCAACAUACGCUGGCCGCACCAUCACUAACUUAGAACAGCCAGUAAAGAUCUAUUUCAAGACAAGAAGCUCUGGAGACAAUUCUCAAUGUGUCUUCUGGGAUUUCAUGAAGAACAACGGCCAUGGCGGCUGGUCGACGGUGGGUUGCUUGAAUGCGGGCCGCCAUGGGGACCAUGUCCUCUGUCACUGUUACCAUUUAACAAGCUUUGCACACCUUGUCAACUUUGAUGAGGAAAGCCUUGGGGGCAUACAUGAGGUUAUCCUGGACACAAUCAGCAUUAUUGGAUGUGUACUCUCCAUCACUGCUCUGCUGAUGGUGUUACUUACUUUUUUGCUCUUCAAGAAGUGGCAGCGCCGCCUCAGCAACCAGAUUCUUGUGAAUCUUGCCUCUGCUAUAAUGAUCAGCCUCAUUGUGUUCCUCACUGGCAUCCAGCAGACCUUGAGCCUCACAAUGUGCCGUGCGGCAGCAGUCACUCUCCAUUACUUCAUCUUGGCCUCCUUUGGCUGGAUGCUGGUGGAGGCAGUGCACCAGUACCUCAGGCUGGUGAAGGUGCUUGGAGUGUACAUCCCGCGGUUCAUGAGGAAAGCUUCCAUGUGUGCAUGGGGAAUCCCUCUGGUGCCCAUCGUCAUCGUGUUAGCAUAUGAUCCCUCCCUCUACGACAGCGAUCGGAAUGCAGAGAAUGUGAUCUGCUGGAUGUCAAGCACGGCCUUCAAUUAUGCCUUCCUCCCUCCCCUCACUGCAACUAUGGCCACCAAUCUGGUGCUCUUUGGGCUCAUCAUCCACAGCACAACGUGUGGCCGUACACAUGUCACCAGCACCCAGUCUGAGCAGCAGCUGCGCAUCAUUCAGCUGCGGAUGGCCAUUAGUGUGUUCUCUCUCCUGGGCUUCACAUGGCUGUUUGGGCUGCUCACCUUCUGGCAGCCAAACCUGGUGUUCUCUUACUUGUUCUGCAUCACUAACACCACGCAAGGAUUUUUCAUUUUCUUCUUCCACGUGUUCCGGGAGCGUGACGCACGAAAACUAUGGAAGGAGUGGUUAUCCAAGAUUGGCAUGGACUUCCGUGCUUCACAAAACUCAACAUCAUUGCCUACACCUAAGACUUCCCAAGUUCCUCAGAAUUCCUCAUCAGCAGCAACAAGUGAACUAUAGGGUGUUUUGACUCUUAGGAAGAAAACUGUACAAAAUGUCAACACUCUCCUUUUGAAUGUACUCUGAAAAUAUUCCACUUUGUCAUGGCAAAGAUGAUUAUGUUAGAGCUGUGGUGACAGGAUAAGUCAAGGCUCACCCAAAUGCACUCCAGUUACAGUGAUCACUUACGGUCUAACUAGCAACGUUACUCACACUUCUGAAAGCAUUGGUGGAACGGUGGAGGGAAGGGAGGGGGGAUACGGGAUGGACAGUGCCCUCCUUUGUCCAUCCACUGGUCCACCGUAUUCAUCAUUGCUAGCUACAGUAUUUUUCCUCUAGUUUACAUUUUUGCAGUUAAAGUCCCCAAGUAGCAGUAAUUUGCUGUCCUUCCAUAUUGUGUUGUCUUAGCACUUCAGCACUUCCUUUUUCAUUUCCUUGUGUUCUUCUAGCCUCUAUGUGUUACUCUUUGGUGGCACACAUGUUAUUAUGAUCGUCCUCCCUUCCCUCACACUAGUCCAAAUUGUUGCACCUAUUACCUCCGCCAUGUCACCUCCAUACUGCAAAUAUGUAUCAUUCCAAACCGUUAUCAGUAUUCUUCCUCCUGCUCCUCCUUUUCCAUUUUUUCUCUCCUCCAAGUAUUAUGUCCAUCUUCCUUACAGCUUACAUGAACCUCCUCUUUUAACUUUGUCUCAGUUAAGCACUACACAUCUGGUCUACCUUUCCUUAGGUCUCUCAAAUCCUGUUUACCUGAGAGUAAGCCAUCUACAUUCACAUAUAUUGCUCUUAACGUACUUUUCACUCCAUUUAUAAUAACUCUGUCUGCUACUGAGGUUCUUCUAUUCCUUGGUCCCUUUCCUGAAUGUACUACUUCCUAAGUGUGUGUGUGUGUGUGUGUGUGUGUGUGUGUGUGUGUGUGUGUGUGUGUGUGUGUGUGUGUGUGUGUGUGUUUACUCAUUUUACCAAGUUGUAA